This is a messenger RNA of Colletotrichum truncatum, 1131 nucleotides long. RefSeq lists its product as uncharacterized. Lineage: Eukaryota; Fungi; Ascomycota; Sordariomycetes; Glomerellales; Glomerellaceae. The record is from RefSeq and is a predicted model, not a curated record.
AUGGCACCUCCAACUUUCGAAAGGUUCGCCGACCUCCCCGCCGAGCUCCGAUUAAAGAUCUGGAACGAGGCGUUAGCGGGUCCCUCGAUGCAUGUCUUUGACGUUUGUUUCUACUCCUGGCGCGGCAGUGAUCGAAGCAAGCGCGCGUUUCAAGACUCCAAUGGCAACAUUCCAGAACCUAAGCAGAGCCGGUGGAAAAAGUACGAUCAAUGCGCUUUCCUUGACACUCUUGAGGCGGGGGCUACAGAGCUGGCGCGCAGCACGCAGGUCGCCAGGCAUGCACACGAUCCAAGCGUAUAUAGGCUCCGUCAGGCGCAGCGUUCGACGUCUGUAGAGGCGGCGGCAGCUGUGGCGGGGCCCGCGAGACGGCGGCAGCCGAAUACCAAUACCGUCUACCUGCCUGGCCGGGACGAGAAGGUGGUAUACGACAAUGACAAGGACGUGUUGUUUUUGAGGUUUAGGGAUGGGGGCGCGUUAUCAGAGUUGACCCAAGGUGUACUCUUUGGGGAAUAUGAUACCGUCGGGCCGAGCAAUCUCAGUCAGAUACUCGAAGGCCCUUGGUGCGCCGAGAUGGCUUCGACAUUACACGGUGCAAAACACAUUGCGCUUGAUGUUGCCGAGACUUGGACCACCGCUACUGUUGGAGCUGUGAUGCUUGAAGAAGUGGCAUAUUUAGGAUGCUGUCUGCAGCAUGAUUUGCGGGUGUUGUACUUGGUCGACCAUUGUCCCGGUCGUUGUACGCGUUGUAACCGGCAGGAUAAAAGAACGGCGCAGCUUCAGUCCCGUGGGGAUCUGUACCGACGACUACACAGUACAGCCGCCGAGGAGGCAAUGACGAGAGAACCGGAUGUGAUAUGGGGGGUGGGCAAGACCUAUCGCGAGGUGUUCGACUUUGAGGGUCUCGGCUGGUCUGACGCCCAUCCCAGUUAUGUUUUCGCUAGGGCCAUGGAAGAGACGAUCAGAAGCCAGCAGGCCGAUGCAAAGGCGGAAGUUUUCCAGGGUGUGAGGGUCUUGGUCGUGGAAGACGAGAACGUGGAUGGAUUAGACACGACCACGUUGAUGGACUGCAAUCCAGAAAACAUCUCAAAUAGGGACAGGGUAUGGGAGAUGAGCUUGCGAUGGUCGAGCUAG